Molecule: messenger RNA, 5136 nt
Organism: Babesia bigemina
Lineage: Eukaryota; Apicomplexa; Aconoidasida; Piroplasmida; Babesiidae
Exons: 1
Coding region: 1-5136 (1711 amino acids)
Source: RefSeq, a predicted model, not a curated record
AUGGCGCCUAAGAAGCUCACUGACUGCCCUGAAAAUUUAAGGGAGGCUAUCGACUGGUUGAUACAGGUGAGGCAUGGUAAUGGUGGUGACGGUCAAGGUCUUAAGAAUUUGGCUGAGGCUUUGAAAAGGUUGAUUGAAGAGGCUAUAAGUAACGCUUAUGACUCUCUAAACAAGCAAUACCUUCUCGCUAAACCUCCUUCGACCGUCGCCUCGGCUUCUUCUACUACUAAGCCUACUGGGUCUGCCACUCCCGAGAAAAAAAGUUUUGCGGACAUUAAAAAAGACAUUGAAAAGCAAGUCGAAGAGCUUCCUACAAAUAUUUCUGAGCUUCAAAAAGAGUCUGCUAAUGACCCUCCUAGAGGUGAAGAAGCAACGAAAUUGUCUGCCAAGUUGCAGGCUUUGAAGACUGUGAAGAAGCUUGCUGAAUUUGCUGAGCAACUUGACACUAAAAAACAUCCUAAUAAUAAUAUUUUAACGCAUUUAUGUGACGGCCUCGAAAAAUUCCUCGGCUUCGACCCUACUUCCAAAGGCUACACUGGCAAGGGCAUUGUCUACUCUGACCUGGAUAGGCUGUGUGACGGGGUGAUGGCGUUUUUGCUGAGCUGCCUUGAGGGAAGUAAAGAUUUGUUAACGCAUUAUAAUAGAAAUACUACACACGUUAUUGGGCAUUUAAAAUCUUCCAUUGGCAAGGGCUCCGGCGUUUCGGGAUUUGCCUCUGCCAUUGAGAAGGUUAAAGAGGGGCUGCAGGGGUAUGAGAGGGAGUUGAACACCAGAAGUGACAAAGUAGCAGAUGAUGUAACAUUGAUUUACAGGCUCUCAGGCAAAUAUAAAGCUGAUAUGGAGUCGUCUGAUUUUCUUAAUAAGGAUAUAACACGGCAGAUUAAUGAUAUUAAGCAGAAGGCACAGUUCUUGUGGAAUGCUGCCGCAGGUGCGGGGAAUGACACUGAUCUUUUAGAUCAUGGUCUACAACUAAAGCUAAAAAUUGCCGUAGAUAGAGUAAAACAAGCCGUGAACGUGUUAAAAGAUGUCUCCAACAACGAUCAUGUUAUGGGACAGGCUGCGAUUGUCGACAGGGAGUUGGUGGCGAAGAAUAGAGAGAUUGUUCAACUUAUUGAGAGUCAAACACAUAAUGUUCGAAAGGCAUUAGGUGAAGGAUUUGGUAAUAUUGUAGUUAAAAUUGACGAGCUCGGAGAGGUUAAAGGAAAGCAGAUUCAAUCUGUGAAGCAUAAAGUGAACGACGCCAAAGAUUCUGUCGGUGAGUUGCUUGGUGAUUUCCAGGAAGGGUAUAAGAGUGUCAUUGAAAGACUAUUCAGUGAGUUGAAAGAUUACAUGAAUAAUAUUAAUAGAAAUACACCUCACGGUAGUCAAGGCAGAUCCUUUCUCAAAGAAGAAUUCACUGCAGUGACAUCGGCAGUUGAGGAGAUUGAGGCAGCCUACCAGGGGAAAUUAAUAGAAGUUAAAGCAGAUGUAGAGAGGGCGGUUGGACGCGUGCUGAUCCACCUUACGCAAGUGGACGGCAGUGUCAGACACGGGUUGUUGGAUAUAAGGAAUAAGAUUAAGCAAAAUUUGGUGGAUUUUUGUAACCAGGUAGGUAAUAAUAUAAAGGACGCGGCGAAAAAAGCUGGUACUAAUGUUUAUGAUACUAAUUAUCCCGCAGUUAAGGCUCUAGGGACUCAGCUGCAGAACACGUUACAGAGAUUUGGAUCAACCAUCACGGAGCUUACAAAUGGCGGUUCAAAUGGUAUUGCCACGUGUUUACAGGCCUUAUUAUAUUAUAUAGAUAACCCACCUUCAGCUACCGCAAUAUACGCCGAUCUAGUUGCUUCCAUUCGCAGGUCCAUCGAAGAGGCUAUCGACGCCCAACUUAAGAAGGUUAUCCAGGACGCAGGUAGUCUUACAUUUGGGCAAAAUCUCAUGAACGAAUAUAACGAAGAAACAAAAGAAGAAGGAGCAUUAUCAAAUAGGCUCAGAAAAAAAAUAGAGGAGAUCAAAAAGCAUGUUGGGUAUAUGAAGCUGGGGGACGCAGAAGUGGACGUUGAAAGUUUCCUUGGUUAUAAGCAUACAGAAGCAAGGAAAAAUGACAACAAAGGCGCGAAACCACGUUACGAAAACUAUAUACGCAUUGUUUUGGAUAAAAUUGACGAUCUUGAAGCUUUGCCCUCUGCUGUGGAUGAAGCGAAAAAUGUGGCGUUAAAGAAAACUGAUGAGUUGAUAAUGCAGAUUGAAACUCUAAAAUCUGAUAUUGAAAUGAUCGAAAAAGCAGUCCAAAAGGCAGAUGAGCGGAUGACAAUGGCCAUAGAAGCUCUAAGCAACGCAUAUACUGAAGCCGAACGAAAAUGCAGACAAACCGUAGACCAAUUUAGGGAAAAACUCUUGGAAACCGUACGAUCUACUUUCCGACAAAUUAAAACCAGCGUCCAAUCUCUCUUCGCGAAGCAGAAGCAGGCCGAGUUGGCAACGCUGGAGAAUGUCAUUCAGUUGCAGUUGGAUGAAAUUAAAAGGGUUAUUCAGGAGGAUAGAGAGAACGAUCUGAAGGGGUAUUGGAGGAAACUUAAUACAGGACUGAAAAAGCAUUUAGACAUUCCCUCCAACUCGCCAGACCUGAUUAAUAGUACGACAUUGAAAAUGUUGGCGCCGUCGGUUCUAGGCUUUCUAGAUGAUGUUUUGGAUUAUGUCUUUAAACAGGUCCAAAAGUCUUCGCUGCCGAGUUCAUCACUAUCAUAUCCUACCAUUGUGGACGGAAUUAAGAACAAUCUUAAUAUUUUAUUGGGCACUCUCAGCUGUUUCAAUAAAACCUCCAGUGACCAUAUAGAAGCUCUUAAAAAGCCACUUGCUAGCCUUGUCCCCGAUAAGUUCGACGGGCAUAAUAAUCACCUGCUUGACCUGAUUAGAGAUGGGGUGAAGGGGUUCGUCGAACAGUUGGAGUACGCCUAUAUCAGUGUGUAUUCGGAGGCGACCAUAAAAUGGAAAAGCACCACGCUUCCCGAUGCUCUGGCAUCCGCAGAAGACGCAUUAACAGAAAAUGCAAUGAAAUGCGCUAAGGUGUUCCUCACUAAUAUUCAUACGUUGCAUAGUGAAUUGUCUGAACUUAAAGAUAAAUGUGAAAAGGAUUGGACUGACAAACAGAUUAAUUUAGUUGCUACUCAAAGGGUUGUAAAUGGCAGAAGUCAAAAUAUGACAAAUUCCCUUGGGGAUUUCUUGAAACGAUGUGGCUUUGAUGUGUCAACAGGCCCUCAUGUUUGUAAUGCGGAGUUGGCAAAUAAAAGGAACAUGAUUGGUAGUGAUGUCUUUAAUCUCCUUGUAGUACAUGGUAGUGUAUUUAUUCGCCAAACAACAGAUGAUGGUACAGCCGAUGAGAGUGUUAUGUACAAAGUUCUUAAGCAUCUUCAUGAUUAUUAUAAGACGUGCCACCUUGGCAAUAACAAGUCGACUAAGCAUCCGUCUACGGUUAGAGAUAUGUUACAUUGGCUGUGCGGGCUGUUUCACAAUCCGGUGCUUGGCAAAGUCGAGCUAUACUUCAAGGAAUUGUUCCAGAAGCCUGACGCACUUAAAGAUGUGCCGUAUGAUGCCAUCGAUGCCACGAAACUUAGGUUAUCUGGCACUACGACCAUACAACCUCAUUAUUUGACAACUGAACUCUACAAGGUCUGCUCGCACUCCGAAAAAGUAUUAAUAGCGAUCCUAGGGUACGGUCAUGCAGGUGGGCGCUAUGCGUGCGAGUACAACACUAACCCGGAUAACUUGGAUUACCCCACUGACCCAAGUAAGUGUUUUGACUGGUUAGUGGAAGUAUUGGUCAGACUCCAUCAUCAACUUUCCUUCCUGUACCAUCAGUGCUGUAACGGUACAAGUAGUAGUGGCUGGCUGGAUUGCUUAUACGGCAAAGAUGUAGGCGGUUCCAGUUGGCGCUGCAAUGAGCUCAAAUGUACUGAGCCAAGCUGUGGAAUCACGUGCAAAAGGCACCCCAGAUGUGGUAUGAAAUCGCCGUUGCAGUCAUUCUUAGAGGACGGGUUACCGGGGUUCCUGCCCCAUAAGUUCGAAAAGCCUGAUUGUAAGAUAACAUGUUCUCUUGUCAACCACCACGGAAUCCCGUGUAAGACACCCAUGGGCUUUGCUGAUAUUAGCACUGUUGCAUCGCAUACGGCAAAAGGUCAGCAUCUGAUGAAAGUGUUGGCUGGGUUUUGUAGCAAAUCGGAUAGACCCCUUACCAAACUAUGCAGCUACCUGGUAUGCGUAUUACAGAGACCACCUCAGACACUUGACGAAAUGUACGCGUUUUACUAUAAUUUCAUUUAUGGCUGGGGUGACCUUCAAAACAGCGAACAUAAGAGUAACGCGUUUAACAGAGCAGUAAACGAAGCAUCUUUCAACCGUGGUAUUACACUUGAUGUAACUCAAAUCGCGGACCGCACUGCCCACGGUGAACACCAUGUAAGAGGCGAUUUAUUUAGCCUGGUUAGUUGCAAUGAUAGAUCAUCGCCUGUCUCUCCCUGUGGCCCAUACCUGCAUCCACUUAGCCUUAAUGUUCGCUGUAUCUAUUCUAAGGAACACGCUGACAAAUACCUAUCCUGGAUUGUGUACCUGACGGAGACAUUCUACAAUGCACUGUGUAGGCUGUUGUCAAAGUGUGAAGCAAAGUGCGGUGCGAACAUAUCAAAAUGCCGUAGUGAAAGGUGCGCAAGUGACUGCCAAAUGUUGAAAUCAGCGACACACUCUUCAUCAUGCCAAUCAAUACUUGAAUGCCCUCACACCUUUCCGGGAUUGUACACAGAAGGAAUCGUGUUUGGGAGCACGACAAAACUCGGCGGUAGGAUUGGAAAUCCUUGGAAGCGGUCGUGCGGAGAUUUCAUAGAUCAAUUGAAGAAAGUAUGCCGUGGAAAAACAAUCCUCGCAGAAUAUGUCCACAUCAUCAUUCCCUAUUACUUAUAUAAAAUCCGCGCCCCCUUCAUCUGGACCACUGUCGCCCUCUGGCUCCUCUCUUUGUUGUACCUGCUCCACAUCAUGGUCAUCCGCCUCGACCUGCUCCACAUCAAAUCGCAUUUGCACUCACCAUCAUCACAUCGCAUCGCCGCGCAAUCACUACUCGCCGCCGCACGUGUUAAAGCACUCAACAAAGUGCUGUACCUGCAACCUUGA